AUGUUUGACCACCGUAAUAAUCCCCGAAGUACUUAUGUUUAUCAUUCCGGCGAUGGCUUUCUUUUGUGUUCUAAAAGGAGACGGCGUUCUGGUGAGAGGUCUAAUCUAUCACACUAUGUAUUCAAUCCUACCACAAGACAAUUUGCAAUUAUACCUCCACCUACUGACGAUGCAAAAUGUUAUUAUGUGAUCAACCAAAAUCCUGAUGAUCUGGACAUGGGCAUUGUCUUCCCUGAUAUGUCUCGUGACCAAAGUACCGAUAAAUCCAUAGUAGUCAAUACCAUGGAGAAAGGCUGCCCAAAACGAUUUGUUAAAUACUGCCUCCAUAUGAAUGCUGCUGUAAUGGCAUAUCUUGAGGUAACAAAAGGUAAAGAUCCUUCAGAGUUACCAUUUUCAUCAGAGAAAGGAUUAUUUGAUUUAUUGUUGUUUAUCCAGGGGAACGACGAAGAAGGGCCAUUUCUGGUGAUGAGAAUCGCCGGGGAGAUCAUAUCUUUCAACUGCACUGAGACAAAAGAUUACCUUUUGGGUGACUUUGAUUUUAGAGGGUUUCAGAUAUCCGGGGAUGGGGAUAUUUCUGACCCUUUCAUUGCUUCCCUGACUUCUUAA
Molecule: messenger RNA, 606 nt
Organism: Dovyalis caffra
Lineage: Eukaryota; Viridiplantae; Streptophyta; Magnoliopsida; Malpighiales; Salicaceae
Source: the annotation of a GenBank genome assembly